AUGGUCAAAGGUGGUUUGAAAGUAGUCAAAACGCACGUCUUGAAGCGGUUUCUAAGUGAUGGAAAAGUUGAAGAUCGUGAGAACAUGGGAAAAGCUGUAAAAGAAAGCUGUCAUACGCACGAAGAACGUGGUAGCAGUGCGUUAACUGCUCUCGGAAGGCUUGAAGGAUGCCCUAUAAAUAGAGCAAAGGAGGAAGGAACAAGGGAGCAGAAAUUGGCAGAGAACAGAAUCAGUAGUGAAAAGUCUACCGGAGAAACGACGAACACCAUGAAGCUUCUGGCAAUCUGGAUUUCCCUGCUCACGGAGUACAUUUAUCGCUUUCUUUAUUUUCCUUGGUAA
Messenger RNA from Sphenostylis stenocarpa, 339 nucleotides. Lineage: Eukaryota; Viridiplantae; Streptophyta; Magnoliopsida; Fabales; Fabaceae. The record is from the annotation of a GenBank genome assembly.